Paramisgurnus dabryanus is the source of this 1308-nucleotide messenger RNA. NCBI's taxonomy places the organism in Eukaryota, Metazoa, Chordata, Actinopteri, Cypriniformes, Cobitidae. The record is from RefSeq and is a predicted model, not a curated record.
UCAACGGAUCACCAGAUUCAAAAGCCAUCAUAUGUAGAGGACAGGUGGCAUUCAACGGUGGAGUUUAAUCAGGUCCCAUACUACAGCUGUACUAGUUGUGUAUGUUCUGCACCAUACUGGUGUUCUUCUAGAAAUCCAUUUAGCACGGUAUCAUGUAUUUCUGCAAGGGUGAUGAGAGGUGCUGAGAUUUAUCCUGGCUGUCGUGUUUUAGCUAGAAGAGAGAAAGAUGGUUUUUACUAUCUGGGGACAGUCGUACAUCAGGGCAGAGGAAGUGUUUAUAUGGUGGAGUUUGAUAAGAUCACAGGACCUGAAGGAAAUGCCUUUAUGGAAACAAUAAAUGCAGUUCAGCCAACUUACAAGCCUGAUAUGGUGAGCCUAAAUAUUGCAUAUGGGCACAGUAUAACACCAGGAGACACCGUUCUUGCACCAUGGGAGCAUGACUUGAAAAGAUAUGGGCCAGGAAGAGUCAUCUCUGGAAUAGAGCUGAGAGACUCAAUAAAAGGUGAUGAAGUUAAUCUUGGACUUCAAGUUCUCCUUUGGAAUGGGAUCACAGUGCACAUCCCCAAAGAUCUUGCAGUAUGGAUUCCAGCUUCUCAUUAUGAGCAAGUGAUUAAAGACCUUCAGCAUUAUUCAGCCAGACCAUGCUGCUGUAGGGUCUCACAAUGCUGCACCAUGAAUUGUUCUGGAUUUCCAUGUCAACAGUCCAUCCAUCACAGUCUGUCUUCCAUUCCACCCUGCAAAUGUUCAGUUAGGAGAUGCUGGCCGAUGUUAAUGUCACCUCCAUUACUGAACAACCAAAGGAGAGAUGACUUGGAAAGCAAAAUAGAUCUCCAAUUAAAAGAACUACACAGCUCUCAAAAGACACAAGUACUUUCAUCUUCCUCAUCAUCAACUUCUGACUCAGAAGACUUUACAGCUGAAGAACAAAGGCCUAGGUCAGAAAUGGUGAGCCGCUCGAUUAACACAGAGAUUUCGUGUCUGAAAAAGCCUUACAGUCAGCUUCAGACCAAACCGGCCUGGAGAUACUGGAAAAGGGGAUCUCCAGAACCACAGCACAAGCAACCAGGAAGAAGAGCCAGGUCUGCUAAUGUAAACUAUUCCUGGCCUGGAGACAGUGGGUAUUCUGGAUGCUCUACAGAUGACCGUUAUGAGACCAAUCACAGCUCUUUAUUUAAGUUGGUUUCUGAUUCACCAAAACAAGGUGCUUCUGUCAGGGAAAUAUUUAGAUCAACUGAACCAAAGCCGUUUUCUAAAGCUGCAUCUCCAAUAGUUCUGGCAAUGACCAAAAGGCAAACAAAAUAGAUGCUA